Molecule: messenger RNA, 1119 nt
Organism: Cylicocyclus nassatus
Lineage: Eukaryota; Metazoa; Nematoda; Chromadorea; Rhabditida; Strongylidae
Source: the annotation of a GenBank genome assembly
GGUAAUCUUCUUCAGAAUGGCCACAAUUCUAGUGCUUGCAGCAUUAUGUAUAACGGUUUACAGCACUACCAUAGAAGAGUUCAAAGUUUCUCCUGGAAAUGUGGACAAAUUGGAGGGACAAGCUUUUGUUGACUUUAUCAACAAAAAUCAGCCAUUUUACAAGGCGGAAGUUCCAAAAAUGUCUUUUAAAGAAUUUCAAUCCCGCUUGAUGGAUCCUAAAUACCUGGAAGAGACUGUAAAUGCGAAGCCAGCCAAUGAGCUUGUCAUCAAUGAACCUAUACCAGAAAGUUUUGACGCUCGAGAAAAGUGGCCAGAGUGCGACUCCAUCAAGCUAGUUCGAGAUCAAGCUAAUUGUGGAUCGUGCUGGGCUGUAUCUGCAGCUUCCGCUAUGUCUGAUAGAUUGUGCGUUCAAUCACAUGGAAAGAAAAAGGCCAUUAUAUCCGACUCUGAUAUUCUUGCAUGCUGCGGAGAUUUCUGCGGUCACGGAUGUAAUGGAGGAAAACUGAUACGCGCUUGGGAGUAUGUAAUAAACGAAGGGUCUUGUUCUGGAGGUCCCUACAACACUAGGAAUUGCUGCAAACCAUACCCAUUCCAUCCGUGUGGUAAGCAUAAAGGCCAACCGUAUUACGGCGAAUGCUAUGGCGUUCAGCAAGUAACACCAAAUUGCGUCGACAAAUGCCAGGGUAGCUAUUACAAACGGUACAUUGUGGACAAAAUGUAUGCAUUGAGCGCCUAUAACGUCAACGCAACCGAAGAAGCGAUACAAAAGGAGAUCAUGGUUAAUGGACCUGUUCAGACCGGAAUGAGGGUUUAUUCAGAUUUUUACUACUACAAGAGCGGAGUCUAUGUGAACAAAGGAAAAUCAUUCUGUGGAGCUCAUGCUGUCAAGAUUGUCGGAUGGGGAGUAGAAAAUGGCGUUAAAUACUGGAUUGUUUCGAAUUCUUGGAAUUAUGACUGGGGAGAGAAUGGAUUCUUCAAAAUUCUCCGUGGGGCCAAUGAAUGCAACAUCGAAUCGUGGGUGGUUGCCGGCAUGAUGAAAGUUUGAAUGAAUUCUUCAAUAAAUUUGCUAAAUCAUGAUUUAGUAAAUAAACGUGCAUUAAACAAUACCAGAUGGCUGCA